UAAGCGACGGAGUGCCAACAACAACAAUUAUUUGAAGAUAAUCAAUCGUAAUCAGUAUUCCUGUCUUUGUACGAGUUGUUCCCCUUGUAACUAGACAACCGCCAUUAUUCAAAACAAAAUAAACGUGAUAGAACACGAUUUUUCAGCAAUUUAUUUGCAUUUAUACCACAAUUUCAUGUAUUUCAUGCAAAUGUUUUAACUUCACGGUUAAAGACAAUACAACCAAUCACCACUAUGGCGGAUUUCGACCCGAGAGAUCCCGUUUUGGAAAAAAAUUUCAGAGGACACAAAAAUAGUGUUACAUCAGUAUCUUUUAGCCCUAACAUGAAUCAGUUAGUAUCAAGUUCUUUGGAUUCCAGUGUCAUGAUUUGGCAUUUAAAAGAUAAAAUGCGUGCUUACCGAUAUUUAGGUCAUGGAGAUGCUGUCCUUCAUGCAUGUUUUUCUCCAAAUGGAAAUCUUAUUGCAUCAGCUUCACGAGACAAAACAGUUCGCCUCUGGGUUCCAUCUGUAGAUGGAGCAGCGAAAAUCCUCAGAAGUCAUACAGCUACUGUGAGAAGUGUGGACUUCAGUGGAGAUGGAACGUUUAUGUGUACAGCAUCCGAUGAUAAAAGUGUAAAGUUCUCUGCCAACAUUUCUGUGUCAAUGAAGUUUUCGCAUGACAUGAAUUUUGUGGCUUCUGGAGGUGAUGACAAAACUGUGCGUUUGUUUGAUCUUCGUUCCAAAAAAUGUGUACAAACACUCAAAGAAACAGGCGCAGUUUAUGACCUCCAGUUUACCCCUGAAGAUGUUUCAAUUGCAACUGGUUGUAAUGAUUUCAGUGUGAAACUUUGGGACUUAAGGGUAAAGAUGAGAUUACUUCAUUUCAAGGAUCAUACUAGUAAUGUGAAUAGUAUUUCAAUUCAUAACUCUGGUAAUUAUUUACUAUCAGCAGCAGAUGAUAACACAUUAAAGAUCUUUGAUUUGAUUGAAGGGCAUCAAUAUUACACUCUUUAUGGUCAUAAGCAUGGUGCAACUGCUUGUAUUUUCUCACCAGAUGGUAACUACUUUGCCUCAGGAGGAGGGGACAAUCAGGUUCUAGUUUGGAAGGCGAACCUUGUUACAAGGGCACAUCCAACUACUCAGAGACAGAGUCUAGCAGAUGCUUUCUCUUCCGGUUCUGACUCUGAAGAAGCUUUGCCAGAGCAACAUCAGGAUGCACCUGCUAGAGCCAGUACUCCCGUUGGAAAUAUGGAACGUGGUGAAGGUGCUGCUGCAAGUCAACUUUCAGCUCCUUUUCCUCCAGAACAAACCGAAGUAUUAUUAGGAAUGCUGCAUAAUUGGGAUACACUUGAAAAUUCGAUUUCUAGAACUCUUGGAAAUAUUGUUGAUCAGAUGCAAUCAGUUACUCAGACGAUGAGUUUGAUGGAGCAACGGCUUGCUGUAUACGAGGAUAAAAUGAAGGUACUUGUUAAGAAAGCAAACAAAAUCGAGUUAUUGGAACAUGAGUUAAGGAUAUAUAAUGCGGGCCCCAGGAUUGCUGAUGUAGUAACUCAGAUGAAUUCAUUAGAGCAGCGAAUAAAUAUGCUUGAGGAAAGAUUACAAGGAAGUACAUAACCUUAAUGCAAAUGAAAGCAUUUGUUUGCAAAAAUGUUUUCCUAUCUCUUAUUCUGUGCAUUAUUAUUAUUGUUUCCAUCAACUAUCAAUAGGUUGUAAAUACAUACAUGCGUACAUAUAUAAAUAUAAUGAAAUCAA
Octopus bimaculoides (California two-spot octopus) is the source of this 1731-nucleotide messenger RNA. RefSeq lists its product as uncharacterized. Lineage: Eukaryota; Metazoa; Mollusca; Cephalopoda; Octopoda; Octopodidae. Gene Ontology annotation, molecular function: protein binding. The record is from RefSeq and is a predicted model, not a curated record.